AUGAUCGCGCUGAACGGUCGAGUAUACACCCGUCUUGACAUUAUCGGCCGUGGUGGAUCCUCGAAGGUCUUCAAAGUCAUCACCCCGAACAAUCGCAUUUUUGCAUUGAAGAAAGUCAGUUUCGACAAAGCCGAUUACCAGGCAAUUGCGGGUUACAAGAACGAAAUUGCGCUUCUUAAUAAACUGAAGGGCAACGAGCGGAUUGUCACGUUGUUCGAUUCCGAGAUUAAUGAUGCGAAGGGGUAUCUGAUGAUGUUGAUGGAGUGCGGUGAGAUCGACUUGGCGCACAUGCUACAGAAACAAGCUGGGCAGCCUGUCAACAUGAAUUUUAUCCGAUUGUAUUGGCAGCAUAUGCUGCAAGCUGUACAGGCAAUUCACGAGAUGAAGAUCGUGCAUUCUGACCUGAAGCCGGCGAACUUCUUGUUGGUCGAGGGACAACUGAAACUCAUCGAUUUCGGUAUCGCGAAGGCAAUUGGGAAUGAUACAACCAAUAUUCACCGUGACUCACAGAUUGGUACGGUGAAUUACAUGUCUCCCGAGGCCAUUUCUGAUCCGCAAGAGAGGUUGCUGAAGCUCGGACGUCCAAGUGAUGUUUGGAGUUUGGGGUGUAUCCUGUACCAGAUGGUCUACGGCAGAACGCCUUUCGCGCAUUUAACCAUAAUGCAGAAAAUCCAAUACAUCCCGAAUCCUACCUAUCUGGUUACGUUUCCCGAGAUGGCUGCUGAUCUGUUGCGGGUCAUGAAGACGUGCUUGGAGCGGGACCAGAAAAAGCGGAUGACUAUUCCCGAACUUCUUGAGGAUCCGUUCUUGAAGCCCGGCGCUAGAUGGAAUGGUAAGGAGGAGAUGAGGGGAUUAAACUUGCAGACUCUGAAGACCUUGAUGCAACAAUGCUUCGAGGCCGGAAGGGAUGGAAUGUUUAAGGAGUUGGAGGAUGAGCAUGUUCAAGAGGUAUGGAGGAAGCUGGCGAAGUAG
This is a messenger RNA of Saitoella complicata NRRL Y-17804, 972 nucleotides long. RefSeq names its product Pkinase-domain-containing protein. The transcript has 3 exons. The record is from RefSeq and is a predicted model, not a curated record. Gene Ontology annotation, biological process: meiotic spindle assembly checkpoint signaling; protein localization to kinetochore; chromosome segregation. Gene Ontology annotation, cellular component: kinetochore; nucleus; spindle. The coding region runs from base 1 to 972 and encodes 323 amino acids. NCBI's taxonomy places the organism in Eukaryota, Fungi, Ascomycota, Saitoellomycetes, Saitoellales, Saitoellaceae. Gene Ontology annotation, molecular function: ATP binding; protein serine/threonine/tyrosine kinase activity; protein serine/threonine kinase activity.